AUGGCUACUCACUCGUUCAUCUUGACUCAGUCACCAGGACUCACACACGACUCAGUCGACGGUUCUGUAGAAUUAAGAUGUAUAUUUGAGCAGACCGUUGACUACUGUUUUAAUGCUGCUGCAUGGGAAAAGUUGAAUCUACGGACUGGAAAACUCACGACUGUGAAUACUAACCAUGAGAAUAAAGUUCAACAACAUGAUGAUAAAACAUGCGCUUUGACUCUUAAUAACUUAAGCCUGAAAGAUUCAGGCAUGUACUAUUGUAUUAGCCAUUAUAACCAAAUGGCUGUGAUCGGCAAUGGGAGCAGGGUGAUCGUAUCAGAUCGUUCUGAACCAGAACUAUCCAUCUUAUACACACCACAAGAACCUGACUCACCAUCGGUUUCACUGCAGUGUCUCGUGACUGGACUUGUCCCGUCUCAGGUGCGUGUGUUCUGGAAGAUUGGACAGAAUGAGCGUGCUGGAUGGACCGAGUCCGGCUGGACAGACGACACUGAUUCAGCCACAGAGUUCACACGGGCUCAUCUCUCUGUUCCUGCAGAGGAGUGGAAUAAAGCCGGAGAAAUUCAGUGCUUUGCUGAAUAUGAUGGCGAGAGCAUCUCCAAAACUCUGACGCGAAGCGGACCCCAGCCUGAAAUCUUCUCGUGGCUUGUGUACGCUGGCUGUGUGGCAGCGCUCCUUACCAUACUUAUAACUGUCAUUAUGUCUGUGGCAUUAUACAGAGAUAUGCUGAUGACCAAAAAAUCCAGACGGCUCACGAGAAAAGAUGCCCAUCGCAAAAUUUCAUAUGGUAAACAGAGCACACUGAGAAAAGAGAGUUCACCUGUUAUGGUAAAUGAAGAUGGUGAACAUUGAAGUGGAUCGCAGGACACUGUAUGAAAGACUGUUUCUGCUGUUUCAAAACAACUAUUACUGAAAUAAUAAACUUUCAUUGGUGA
Messenger RNA from Sinocyclocheilus grahami, 938 nucleotides. RefSeq lists its product as uncharacterized. The record is from RefSeq and is a predicted model, not a curated record. Gene Ontology annotation, cellular component: external side of plasma membrane. The transcript is spliced from 7 exons. The coding region runs from base 1 to 855 and encodes 284 amino acids. Gene Ontology annotation, biological process: T cell costimulation; positive regulation of T cell proliferation; negative regulation of T cell proliferation. Lineage: Eukaryota; Metazoa; Chordata; Actinopteri; Cypriniformes; Cyprinidae.